UGAUAGUGCCAAUUCAUUGACAUUAGGCAUACAGUAACUUGGACAAUCGAAUCGUUACCGUCAGAAAAAGGUCUUAUAAGAAAAGUAACCAUGUUCGCUAUCCAGAACAUUGUUAGGCGAGCUCCGCAAAUAUCCAAAGUCGUUGUGAAUCAACGCAGAAAUAUUGUUGCUGUACCACCCAGAUGCAAAGUAUCUAUUGGCGAGUUCAUGGUUCACUCAGCAUUUAUGUGGUUGUCCAUGAUGGGAAUACCACUGUACAUUGCGUGUAAUGUAACGAAGUACAGUGCCGCAAAGGGUUUAGACUAAAUAAAAAUUCCAUGAUUUUAGAUAAAUCCAUAGACAAUAAUUAUGUACUGUGCAUUUAGUACAUGCAUAGAUAAAAUAAAAACCGGUGUUUCGAAUGUAAAUUUUGAAUUGUGAAAGCUACAGAAUUAAACGUGAUUAACACAAGUUUUCUUUUGUAAA
Molecule: messenger RNA, 465 nt
Organism: Megalopta genalis
Lineage: Eukaryota; Metazoa; Arthropoda; Insecta; Hymenoptera; Halictidae
Source: RefSeq, a predicted model, not a curated record